GGCUUGUAUAAAUUGCUGUGACCCCCCGACAGCACCAGGACUGGCAGGCAUCAGGGACAGGGUUUUUGGAGCCAUGGCCCACCUGUGGGACCCCCAAAGGCUUUCAGGAGGGCAGCUGCAGGCCAGUUUCGAGGACAGCACCCAGAGGAGCAUCUUCACCUACACCAACAGCAACGCCACCAGAGGCCCCUUUGAUGGCCCCAAUUACCACAUCGCCCCCAGAUGGGUGUACCACCUCACCAGCACCUGGAUGGUCUUCGUAGUCAUUGCAUCGGUUUUCACUAAUGGGCUUGUGCUAGUGGCCACCAUGAGGUUCAAGAAGCUACGCCACCCUCUGAACUGGAUCCUGGUGAACUUGGCAGUUGCUGACCUGGUAGAGACCAUCAUUGCCAGCACCAUCAGUGUUGUGAACCAGGUCUAUGGCUACUUUGUGCUGGGUCACCCUCUGUGUGUCGUGGAGGGCUACACCGUCUCCCUGUGUGGGAUCACGGGUCUCUGGUCCCUGGCCAUCAUUUCUUGGGAGAGGUGGCUGGUGGUCUGUAAGCCCUUUGGCAACAUGAGAUUUGACGCCAAGCUGGCCAUCGCAGGCAUCACCUUCUCCUGGGUCUGGGCUGCUGUGUGGACUGCCCCGCCCAUCUUUGGUUGGAGCAGGUACUGGCCCCAUGGCCUGAAGACUUCCUGCGGCCCAGAUGUGUUCAGCGGCAGCUCGUACCCUGGGGUGCAGUCGUACAUGAUUGUCCUCAUGAUCACGUGCUGCAUCAUCCCGCUCGGCGUCAUUGUGCUCUGCUACCUGCAAGUGUGGCUGGCCAUCCGAGCAGUGGCAAAGCAGCAGAAAGAAUCUGAGUCCACACAGAAGGCGGAGAAGGAGGUGACGCGCAUGGUGGUGGUGAUGAUCCUGGCAUACUGCCUCUGCUGGGGGCCCUAUACCUUCUUUGCAUGCUUUGCUGCUGCCCACCCUGGCUAUGCCUUCCACCCUCUGGUGGCCGCCCUGCCAGCCUACUUUGCCAAAAGUGCCACUAUCUACAACCCCAUUAUCUAUGUCUUUAUGAACCGGCAGUUUCGAAACUGCAUCUUGCAGCUUUUUGGGAAGAAAGUGGAUGAUAGCUCUGAACUCUCCAGCGCCUCCAAAACAGAGGCCUCAUCUGUCUCUUCAGUGUCACCUGCAUAAAUAUCUCCGGGCCCCAACAACAAAAAGAUCUACCUCCUACUGGAAAACGUAACCCCUGUCCCACUCACCAGGGCUUUGGCUACCACCCCCCACCCCUUCUUCUCCGUCCCUGUGAAAUAAAUGUAGUUUCUCUUAGCCAAAAACAAGGCACAGAAGCUGCCACUGAAAUUUGGGGGCACCUGAGCCCCUGAGUAUUUAGUCACUGAGUUGCAAGAGGGUGUGAGGGGUUUAGAAAGGAAAGUAGCACUGCACUUCAGAGGCUUUAAUCUUUUCCAAACCUUGUGUCAGCAGAUGGUACGAUGGAUUGUGAGAAAGAGGAGUGUGAGGCAGGUGGGCAUCGCACUCCUCUCAUGGGGCUGGUACUGAUGAAAUCCGAAAGGGAGAGCUGAGAAGUGGCUGGAUGGGUACCCUGACACCUGGAAGGGGAGGAGCUAGCCAACCCAGGCCCUUUAAGACCCGUCUGAUAGUGGAUUGGAGUC
Messenger RNA from Hipposideros armiger (great roundleaf bat), 1647 nucleotides. RefSeq names its product opsin 1, long wave sensitive. The transcript has 6 exons. The record is from RefSeq and is a predicted model, not a curated record. The coding region runs from base 74 to 1168 and encodes 364 amino acids. Gene Ontology annotation, cellular component: membrane. NCBI's taxonomy places the organism in Eukaryota, Metazoa, Chordata, Mammalia, Chiroptera, Hipposideridae. Gene Ontology annotation, molecular function: G protein-coupled receptor activity. Gene Ontology annotation, biological process: visual perception; G protein-coupled receptor signaling pathway; phototransduction.